Messenger RNA from Austrofundulus limnaeus, 6817 nucleotides. RefSeq names its product myosin phosphatase Rho interacting protein (gene mpripb). Lineage: Eukaryota; Metazoa; Chordata; Actinopteri; Cyprinodontiformes; Rivulidae. Gene Ontology annotation, cellular component: actin cytoskeleton. Gene Ontology annotation, molecular function: actin filament binding. The record is from RefSeq and is a predicted model, not a curated record.
CGGUCUGGUUCUGUAAAACAAAAUGCAUCGGAUGAUCGCUGGAUAUUGUUCGGUUUGAACGAGUGGGAAAACAACGGGAUUCCAGCUCGCCGCUGAUUAAAGGUCCUCAAGAGAAGACAAAUUUCGAGUGAUUUAUUUUUUGAAAACGUGGGAGUAUAUGAUGUCUGCAGCAAAAGAAAACCCUUGCAGAAAAUUUCAGGCGAACUUCUUCAACAAAAGCAAAUGUCAGAAUUGCUUCAAACCUCGAGAGCUACAUCUGCUGACCGACCAGGAUUUAACACAGGCCAAGCCUAUUUAUGCUGGAUGGCUGUGCUUGGCCCCUGAGGGAACUGACUUUGACAAUCCAAUGCAGAGAUCCCGGAAAUGGCAGCGGCGAUUCUUUGUGCUGUAUGAACAUGGCUGUCUGCGCUUUGCCCUCGACGAGUCGCCGAGCACGCUGCCUCAGGGUACUGUCAACAUGAAUGUCUGCACAGAUGUCAUCGAUGCAGAGCCCAAAACAGGCCAGAAGAACUCGCUGUGCAUCAUCACCCCUGAACAAGAGUACUUUAUCAGAGGAGAGAAUAAAGAAAUCAUUAAUGGGUGGAGUGAACAGUUGAUUGUUUAUCCUCGAACUAACAAACAAAACCAGAAGAAGAAGCGAAAAGUAGAGCCUGCAACCUCCCAGGAGCCAGGUCCAGCCAAGGUAGCAGUGACCGGCUCUGGUAUACCAGAACCAGAUAAAAGUCCAGAUUCAAGUUCCAUCAUUUGGCAGGAGGAGCUAAACCAGAGAGAGGCUGAGAGUGCAACUGUGUGGACUGCUGUUGAUCAGUCUCUUGUAUCACCACCGCCCCCUGCAGGUGAAUAUGCAUCUGUAGGACAGGGCUCUGAUGCAGGGUCGGUGAACGGGGAUGAUGUUAAUCGCGGCAGCCUGAUGCUGCACAGUUCCGUUCCCCAGCCCGCCACCGACCCGCUCUCCCCGACGGGCUCUUGCUCCAGUUUGGGAGGAGUCCCGCGCUGCCUGUCUCCGGUGCCCAGUGACCCAUUCCCCUCUGGCAGUUCCCUUCUCUCAAACGGCUCCCACAUAAGCGGCUCGGUCAGCUCUCUGGACUCAGAUGCCAGCGGCAGCACGGCCACCAGCACCGACAGCCACCCGAUUAGUCACAGGGGCGGCCAUCAUGAUGUGUCGCGCUCCCGCCGCAUGGAGGCUGAGGCCAGAAAGGCUGAGAAAAAGAGUCUGUUCAGGAGUCCUGAGAGGCCUGAGAGAGAGGCCAUCCUCAGUCCCGAGAGAAGUCGCUCCGGUGUUAUUGAGAAGUUGGAGGCCUUGGAGCUGGAGAAUCCAGAGAAAAUGGAAGUGGAGGUGACACGGAGUAGUGGAGUCCGACAGGGUCGCAGUGAACAGAGGCGACGAUAUAGAGAGGAGCAGAGACAAGACAACGAUGAAGGUCUGGACUUCCCCUCCACCCUGCCUCCUCUGAGAAGAGCCAAGUCUUUGGACCGAAGGACCACAGAGUCUGUCAUGACACCGGACUUGCUGAACUUUAAGAAAGGAUGGAUGGUGAAGCUGGACGAACAAGGCCAGUGGAAGAAGUACUGGUUCGUGUUGACGGAUCACAGCCUGAGAUACUACAAGGAUUCAAUCGCUGAGGAGGCCUCUGACCUGGACGGUGAGAUUGACCUGUCCACCUGUUACAGUGUAACAGAGUACCAGGCUCAGCGCAACUACGGUUUUCAAAUUCAUACGCAGGAAGGUGUUUACACUCUGUCAGCCAUGACAGCCGGCAUACGCAGAAACUGGAUCCAAGCAGUGAUGAAGAACGUUCGGCCGUCCACCGCCCCUGACGUGGCCAGCUCAACUGAAGAUUAUGGUUCCUUCUCUCCUUUGGAUAGUUUGGUUAGACCAGACAUCACUCAAGACUCCCCCUCCUCUGAGACCUCGUCUGUGGAGAGGGAGUCGGCUCMAGGUGCGAUGAGAAGCAGGGCGCGGGAGCGAAGACGAGAGGGUCGCUCCAAGACCUUCGACUGGGCAGAGUUCAGGCCGAUCGCCCAGGCUCUGGCUCAGCAGCGAGCGCAGGAGGCAGAAAGCCUGCAGACGGGCAGGGAUGAGCUUGACUGCAGUCGAAGAAGAGAGGAGAGGAGGAAGAGGUACGAGAGUGUGACCAGUUCAGAGCACACGUCUGUUACAGAUGGAGGGAGGACAGACUUUGAGAGGGAAGAGGGAACUGUACAAACGGACUCAGUUAGCCCCGCCGCCUUGGAAAGGCAGCAGAGGAUGGAGGAAGUGAUUGAAGAACACUGGCGACAGGUGGAGAAGACCCCCAUCAGGGAGGAGAGGAGGGUACCUCUGCCCAGUACAGACCAGACUAAGGAGAGUGUUGAGCUGGAGCAGCUUCUGGAGAGCUACAAGCAGGGGAUCGAGGACCUGAGGGCUCAGCUAGCGAGCUGCCACCAGCAGCUGCUUAACUCAAACACACACAAGCAGGAACUGGAGCUCCAGCUGAGGAUGGCUCUGGAGCGGGAGCAGGAUGUCCGGACCGGUUACAUCUCUCCGCUGGAGCAUCCUUUGGGUCUGGAGGCUGAUGUGACGCCCCAGAUGAAGAGGUCCGAACCGGUUAGUUCUCAAGCACAGAGUUUAACAAAGAAAUACCAGGAGACCAAAGAGCUUCUGAAGCUUCAAGAGCUGAAAAAACGCAAUAUGCAGGCACAGCUUGGCCUCUCGCUUUCUCACCUUCCCAUCAAGGAGCCUAACAUUUCUGAACCCCAAAACACAUCCACGCUAGAAGGCCCUGCUCCUGAACUAGUCCAAAAAAGUGUUACCUUCUUGCUUCAGGACAGCUCAGAUGCAAUCCAAGAGCUAGAAGAUCUGAUAAGUGACAAACCUCUGACUCUGAUUGAACUUGGCAACGUGCUGAAACUCCAUAGUUGUAAUCAGAAUCCCACAGGGAAACAUGAACUUCAGAAGCUUCUGGAAACCUGGAAGUGCAUGCAGGAGAUAGAAAACGAAGCCCUUAAAAAGAGUCUAGCCAGGGCAGGAGAAAGCAUACGAGAAUAUGAAGCCCGUCUUCUGACUAUGGAAGAUUUGAUGGGCAAAGUUCAGAAACAAAGCUCUGAAAACCUGAGCAGCCCCUACGGUCCCCUGUSCACAAUUGAAAAGCAUUCAGAGUCGAAUGACGUGACUGUUGGAUUUCUCUCUCAAAAGGUCAAGCUUUUAACAGGUGAAAACAGCGCAUUGAAACAACGAUGUCAGGAGAUAGUGAAUCAGCUGACCGAGGCCGACAGAGAAAUCGACCGUCUGAAAGCUGAACUCAUCAGCCAGCACGGUGGGAAACAGCACCAUCUUGUGGUGGAGGAGCUGAAAAGACUAAAGGCUGAACUGGCUGAAAAUCAAGCUAAUGCCAUAGACCGGGAGUAUUAUGAAAGAGAACUAAAUGAAAAGUCUUCAAGGCUCCAUGAAGCCUUGGUUACCUUGGAGGAACUUGGCAGCACCCUGAAAGACACWGAGAAGAAGCUGCAACUGAAAGAGGCGACGCUAAGAGGUCUGGGCUUCCAGGGAGAAUACGAGGACGAGGAAUUACAUCUGGAAAAGGAACACCUCAGAGAUCUCCUUGAAACCUCAAAAGCAAAGAUUUCGGAAAYGGAUGCCAGACUUGAGUCAGCAGAGCAGCGCUGUGUGGAACUAGAGGCUAGAAACAACAAACUACUCAUCMUACAUCAGGAAAUUGAGAAAGUUGGCAGAGAGAAGCUGGAAGAGGCAGAAAAUGAAGUCAGAAGGCUACAAGAGAUACUAGAAAAGAAUAAAGUUCAAGACAAACAGAAUGAUAKUGAGAGUAAAGAGGUAGAAGAGAAGCAGGUAGAUGGUAAAGCAGAUUUUAAGCAAGUGGUAGAUGAAUUUGAGAUGAGGUCGGAGACGUUGGAUAAAGUUAUAGAAAUAUUAUUAAAGGUAGACGUCAGUGUAGAGAGAAUGCUUGGCAAUUUGAAAAGCACUUUUUUUGUCUCCUCAAAAGAAGAGCCAGUUUGCGUGAGAGGAAAAGAGAUGAGAUCAGUGUUGGAGUGGGAAUUCUGGAGCCAGCUGUUGAGCAUUACCGAAUUAAAAUCUGAUGAAAGCCGACAGAUCAGUGAACUGAGUUUGGUGGAGCUUAUAACGUCACAGAAGAGCCUGUUGCUCUUGAAUAAGAUGGUCUGUUCGCAGGGAGAAGCUAAGAGUGAGGCAGUGGUCGAUUUUACAACGAUGUACAGCUGGCUCGAUGAUGACACACACGCUUUGAUUCUUCAGCGGUUAACAGAAACAUUAAAGGCAAAGUCUCAUGAUCUGAAGCAGAUUGCCAACAGUCUGAAAAUGAGCAAAAAUGAUCAACUCCUGUCUUUGGCUGAAGCAAGCUUUGGUCCUGGGCGAGAGCAUAAAGAGUCAUUAGAAUAUUUUCUUGAUUCUAUCAAGGAAACGUGCAUGUUAUAUGAAAUUAUCAGGCUGGAAGUCCAGCAUGAAAAAGCGCAGAAGCAGAAUCCGUCACAAAAACAGUUAGGGAGCUUAAAUUGUCCAAAUUGCUCCAGCUUGAAAGGAGUUGCAGAUGAGCUCCAGUCAAAACAGAGAGAUGUACAGAAUCAACUAUCUGAGGCUUCUCUGAAAACUGCUGCAGGGUCCUCAGCUUUGAUUCAAGCAGAGCCAGUAGACUCAGUGGAUCAAACCACUGAACUUCACGACAUGAUGGUCAGGCACAGAAAGGAGUUAAACGACGUUCAAGACUGCUACAAGCAAGAAGUCGAAAAGUUGAGGCUGGAAAUCACAAAAGCCAAUGAGACACUUCACCUUCUCUCAGAAGAAAACAUCAAAGAGAUUGACUCACUGACAAACUGCAUGGAGAACCUAAAAACAAAGCACGAGAGUGAAAAAAGAAGCCUCAUGGAGAGAUUUGAUUGUGAGAUGGAUGAGUUGAGGAGAAUGAUGAGUCCGGCUAACUCGGAGAGGAACGGAACAAACGAGCCUCCAGCGUCGGAUCAUCCCUCAGCCCAAACGCCGACCCUGAGGGAGCGCAUCCAGGAGCUGAUGAGCCAAGUSUCAGUCAUGACUGAAGAGAUGAGGCGACGUGAAGAGCAGGGUGACAUAAACACUCUGCGGCUGAAAUACGAGAGAGACCUGGAGAACCUUAAGGCCACCUGUGAGAGGGGUUUUGCUGCUAUGGAGGAGUCCCAUCAGAAGGUGAUCGAAGAGCUCCAGAAGAAACACCAGAGGGAGCUGGAGAACCUGCAGGAGGAGAAGGAGAGGCUGCUGGCGGAGGAAACAGCAGCUACGAUCGCAGCUAUUGAAGCGAUGAAAAACGCCCACCGGUCGGAGCUGGAGAAGGAGUUGGAGAAGGCUCGUAAGGCCAGCAGCAACACAGAGAAUGGAGAUAUUGAGGAGAUCCGCAGACAGCAUGAGGAGGAGGUGUGUUCCUUCCAGCGAGAGAUCGAGGUGCUGUCGGAGCAGUAUUCCCAGAAGUGCCUGGAAAACGCCCACCUGGCCCAGGCGCUGGAGGCCGAGAGGCAGGCCCUCAGGCAGUGUCAGCGAGAGAACCAGGAGCUCAAUGCACACAACCAGAAGCUGAACAACCGUCUGGCAGCAGAAAUCACCAAGAUGCGCUCCAUGGCGUCUGAGGACGGGGUGGGAGACACAAACACUGUGAUACAGGGAAAAGAGCUGUAUGAGUUAGAGGUGAUGCUGAGGGUGAAAGAGUCUGAGGUCCAAUACCUGAAGCAGGAAAUCAACUCCCUGAAAGAGGAGCUCCAGGCGGCUCAGAGAGACAAGAAGUACGCAACAGAUAAGUACAAAGACAUCUACACAGAGCUGAGUAUUGUCAAGGCCAAGGCAGAGCGGGAUCUUGGCCGGCUCAGAGAGCAGCUGCAGCUGGCUCAGGAGGCGCUGGGAGAGCCGUCCCUGGAGGACGUGGAGCGAGGAGGAUACGAUAUAAUGAAGUCUAAAAGCAACCCGGACAUCCUGAAGAUGGCCGCCGCAGCAGCCAAACGUUCAGAGCGCACAAUGAGAUCAAAGAGUCUGAAGGAGGGGCUGACGGCCGAGCAGAGGCUCCACCUGUUUGACAACAAGGACACAAAGGAGUUCUGAUGCAUCAUGUCGGCCCACCGUGCUGCAUGCUUACAAGCCCACUAUAUUUGAGCUCUGUAAUGACUUAUUUAGUAACACUACACACUGGUCACCACAGAUCAUAUAUUAUUAAAAAAAAACACGGUAUGAAGUUUGAGUUACAUGGUUAGAAUUUGCAUUCCAUGCACUUCAGUUAGCUGUGACUUUUUUGUAUUUUUUUUCUUAUUGUAAAUAUUGUUUUUUAAAUGAGCAUCUGCCAUGCAUUUACUAAAACUAUGACUGUGUAAGCUACUGUUUUACUCUCUAGACUGUUGCUAGCCAAAGACAUGAUGUUGAUCGGCUUAACACAAGUACAAAAUAAGAAGUAACUGUUGCUUAACUAAACCAUAGGAACUAGUGUGUUCAGUUUGCACGUUUAACGCUCCACCACUUCAUCGUCUGCAUUCAUAACUCUUCCUUAGCAUGACAACCAGGCUAACAAAAACUCCAGCUGGACUCUCACUAAAGCCGGAUCCUCUUGGAGAAGAAGACCGCUCUACUCGUUAAUAAUAGUUUUGUUUUUUUGUCUUCACUGCAACCGUUGGAGUUGCUAACGUUGGUUUCUGUUUGUAGUCUUGUUCAGUGGCAGUUCCUUUGUAUUUAUUAAACCGAUUGGGAUUUUUUUUCUCCCCCUUAACAUUCCCAUUCCUUUGUACUCUGUAUGAUUGUAAAUAUAAAGCAAAUAUACACCUACAGGUUUAUCAGCAAUAAAUAUUUUUGCACCCUUUA